Molecule: messenger RNA, 606 nt
Organism: Trichosporon asahii var. asahii CBS 2479
Lineage: Eukaryota; Fungi; Basidiomycota; Tremellomycetes; Trichosporonales; Trichosporonaceae
Exons: 4
Coding region: 1-606 (201 amino acids)
Source: RefSeq, a predicted model, not a curated record
AUGAACAUCAAUCAGGUUUCUCUGGAGAACCUCUACUCCGGCAAUGGGAAGCUCUCAUAUCCGUACAGGAUUGGAAAGCGGUUCUCAUUUGCAAGACAGUCGCACGAGAGGACGGACGGUGUCGCCUCCCCGGCGCGCAUCUCACCCAAGCGCACGCAUUCCAACCCGCUGGCAAACGUCCACAGCAAGGAGUUUCUGCUCCGCCCAAUGUCCACCGCCAGCAUAAAACUCGAUGGGGCCGUCAUCUACCACGCAUUGGCCUUACUGGACAAUGCUGUGGAGGGCAUUCACGCGGCCGACCCCAAAGGCAUCUGCAGGACAGACCCCCCCCCCCUGAUCAAGCAGUUUGGUAGCUGCAUGCCGCUCAAGAUCCGGCCCGAGGCCAAAGACAAACGCAUCAUGCGCGACCUCGUCCGUGACAGCAAGGGGGUCUGGGUACAGGACUCGGCGACCGGGAUGACCUACGCAGAGUUCCUUAAGCGCAUUGGCAAGGCCCCUGAUUACACCUGUCUUACCAGGACUCAGACAAACGGUCUGCCUAUGGUCACAACCAAAGCUCGAAAGUUGCAGACCGCCAAAUUGCUCGCGGAGACGCGGGAGCUGUAG